This is a messenger RNA of Paramuricea clavata, 4380 nucleotides long. Lineage: Eukaryota; Metazoa; Cnidaria; Anthozoa; Malacalcyonacea; Plexauridae. The record is from the annotation of a GenBank genome assembly.
AUGGCGGAAACAGCAAUGGCGGGCGCCAACGAUGAUUGUGUAAAUGCAGCGAGACUUCACGAGAGGCCGUUUCAUGCCGCCUAUAUAAAUGAAAAGAUUCCAUGUCCUCUUCCGCAAUGUAGACGAGAUUUUCGAAAUGAUUUUUUUGAGGUGAACGGGCUCGCUCAGCAUUUUAGAGCGAAACAUAGUGGUGUAACUUUCACAGACAAACACGUGGAUGAAGCAAAAUGCGUGCUAAAGUCAUUGCAUGGCGAAGAAACGAAGAGACACUUGGAAAAGUUGUCUACCGCGCGUCGUAACUUGGUAAGCACAAUGUUUGCGGAUAUAUAUGCAAAUUUUUUUCUGUGAGGACGCGUCAUAAAUAUACAUGUUGACUCAAAGCUGUUUAUAAUUUACAUAUUUUUAGUAGAGCGAACCUUACAUCGGAUACAAUGUAUUUACGAAGCACGGGGAUUGUCACAAUUUAUAUGUCGCUGCAAAAGAUGCGAAAGAGGCUGCUAAACUUGUUGGAAUGGUUCUAUUGCAUUUUGGAUAUCUGAAACCAUACUCCAAGGGCAACAGAGGUGAACCAAUUGAUGUAAAAGGAGGAAACAUCACUGCCACUUUCAAUGUGUGGUUUUCUACCAAGACGGAGUCUGGUAAAGAUAUGACUGUGGUCAUUGCAGAAGCCACAUUUGUGAAGAAGGUAGGAACUUAAUAUGUUAAUAGAUACUGGUAUAUAUUUUUUUAUAUAAAAACUUGCUAGUGCAAUUUGAGAAACAGCAUAAUUCUUCGUUGUUUUUUUUUAAAUAUUUGUGGAAAUCCUAAAAGCAAGCUGGCAGUUUUUUUACAUGUAAUAGUUCUAGUUCAUUCUAUAUUUGUCACCACAAAUCACUGACUACAUAUAACAUCCAAUUUAUACUUGAUUACACUUUUGUUAAAAGAUGCUGUAAAGUUCGCAAUGUAAGCAAACGCUUUGUUUACAUUUCUGAACUGCUAUGUUUGUAAAUAUGAUAUACUAACUGCAUAAUUAUCUAACACUUUUCCUAUGUUUCAAUUCAAAAAAGUUUGAUUUUACAGAUCUUUGAAGAUGAUGUCCACUCCUUUCUGCACAUCAGUUCUGCUCAUAACAAAGCGGGACACACAGGCAGAUAUAAACAUUGCCCAAAUUUCGCAUCUUUCGAACUUUUUGUUGAAUUGAAAUGUACAGUUUAUAUUCAUUUACAAGUAUAGCGGACCAGAAAAUUGUUAGCUAGAUAUUCAGUUAGUAUUUUUCAAAUAUAGCAGUUCAAAAUGAAAACAAAGUUUGCGCAUGUGCACAGGAGUGGACAUCAUCUUUAAGUUCUGUAGUAAAUUUGACAUACAUGCAAAUGAUGUGAAUAUAUUUGUUUUUAUAGGAUUUAUAUGUGGACGCAACACCAUUGCAGAAAGAACAUUGCCAUAGGAACAAUGUCAAUACGGCUGCUAUCCUACCUUCUGGUGAUCCGAAUCUCGACAUUUUACGUGCCAUAUUCCAAUUUGAAAGCUUUAGGGGAUUACAAAAACAGGCAAUUGACAGUAUUUUACAAAGGAAAAAUACCCUAUACUUGUAAUGCCAACAGGAGGAGGAAAAACUUUAUGUUAUGCUGUCCUUGCCUUAUUGCAAGAGAAAGUGACAGUGGUUGUUUUCCCCUUGCUGUCAUUGCUAAUUGACCAAUGCCAAAGGUUUCGUUCAAAGGGAAUACCCGUCUGUUAUGUUAUGUCCGUGAUGGACAUGCAGGAAAGAGAAACUGCAUUUCAUAAGCUAACAUCCAGCCCACUUGAGUACAAGUUUUUAUUUGUCACCCAGAGACUUUACUGUCGAACGAAACUUUGUCACGAUUGCAAGACUUGGCUGAAAAGCAAUUACUUAAUUUUAUUGUGAUUGAUGAAGCCCACUGUAUCGAUUCAUGGGGAUUUAACUUCAGGCCCAGUUAUCGGGAACUCUGAAAAUUAAAGGAAUUUGGAGUGCCUAUUGUUGCUAUGACAGGUAAGCUGGAAUGACCCCAUUGUAAAGCUUUAAUAGUAAAGGUCCAGCCUAUGGGCUGUUGUGGUAUUGGAAAAUUUAGAUAUUCUGAAGAAAAAAAUGUCGACUACUGUAUAUAAAAAAUAUACAAAUUAGCAAAGUCACAAAAUAUUUAGUACUAUUUAAAACACCAGUAGGAGUGUUUUAUCAGAUAUAAAACAUGAGGUGCAGCCGAGCAUUUUAUGUCUGAUAAAACAUGACAACAAGUGUUUUGAAUAGUUUUAAAUACAACUACAAAAUAAUACUAAUGAGGAUGAACCAUUAUAUAAUCACACUAAUGAAGAUAAACAAUUAUAUAAUGCCACAUGCUUUAUGUGAUCUUUUGUGACUAUUUUGAUAUACCGCAACAGCCUGGUCCACCCUUCAUUGGAGCAACGCCUUCUUCACUAUGAUUGGCCGAAAGUCCUAAAUUUCCCAUGACAACAUUCUCCUUUCCGCUUGACAACAUUUGAAUUUGCCCUUGGUAACUUGUGUGUUUCAACAAUCAAACUAUGCGGUAAAACUGUCUCUAAGCUCAACUGCAAAUCGCAGUAACUCUUACAUAACUCUCCAGUUGGUAACUCUCCCUUUAAUCACAUCCCUAUGAUUCUAUAGUUCUUGCAAUUGCCAUCUUAAAACUCAUCAUCCACCCAGAAUCUCUGAUUUCUUGGAAUUGCAUUAUUUUUCUGAAACAUUGGUUUAAUGAGCAUGAUCGAUCAAAUCUAUAAAAUCUCUAUUAGUUACAUUUUAAAAUUAACCAAUUAAUGCACAUGCCUCUCCCCAUAACAAGUAAAAUUGUAGUAAAAUAAUGAGGCAUGACACAUCUGGGAAAAUUGCACCUUAUUCACUGCACUGCCAUCUUUUACAAUUGCCAUUGGAGACCAUGGGACAAUCUACUUUUUAUCUGUGUUCAGAUGUAUUCAUACCAUUUCUUGAAUAUUGAUACACAUUUUAAUCCCUCCUUCUGCCCCCCCCCCCGCCCACCCAUUUCAAUGUUGGUGUCUUGCAACUACUGUAGGCAUCAAGAUUUUUGUCGACUGAAUGCUGAAGUGGGGGAACCCUAUGCCUUUCAAAUUAUGUGAAAUUACAGCACUUGUUCCAUAGUUUUUGGCAAAGAUUGUGCACAUAUAAAUAUACUUAACAUAUACAUUGAUAUGUUUCAUUCCAGUGAUACCACAAACCUCACCGUAUUUUAAUCUAAUGCAUAGGCAAACUAUUCGGACAAUACAGAAUUUGACUUGAAAAAGGAGGCAGUCCCAAUGUUGUUCACAUAUUUCUUUUUCAAAAAUGAAAUAACUUUUAGAUACAUUUUGAUGGUUGUAUCCGUUAUUUUAAAUUUUUAGGUACUGCCACACAACGAACCAGGGAUGCGAUAAUUAAUCAUCUCCAGUUGCCGGAUGUAAAUGUGCUAUUACAAUCGUCAGAUCGACCAAACCUUGUGUUCCAAGUUAUUGACAGGCAGGGAUCAGACCAUUCCUCUCUAGUUGGUUUGGUCAAGAAUGAAUUUGAUGGCACUGUGGAAUAGUAUAUUGCCAACAACGUAAAGACACAGUUGAAGUGGCAUAUCAACUACAGAGGUCUGGGAUCAACGCUACCUAUUACCAUACUGGUCUGGAUGUCUAUAAGAGACAUCAAAUUGCAGAGAAUUGGAAAGCUGGGAAAAUAGAUGUUAUAUGUGCUACAGUCGCUUUUGGAAUGGGCAUCGACAAAAAAAAGUCAAGUUUGUGAUUCACAAUGGAAUUCCUCCUAGUAUAGAAAACUAUGUUCAAGAGUCGGGUCGAGCAGGGAGAGAUGGAACGGAAGCUCACUGCAUAGUCUUUUUCAAGUUUGAGGACAGGACUAUACAUUUGAAGAACAUGUCAGCCCUACCCGAUGGAGGUGAGAAACAACAACGCCUAAAAAGUCUGAAUCACAUGGUAGAUUACUGUAUGAUUCCUUCAUGCAGGAAGUCACAACUUGUGAGAUACUUUGAUGGUGCAUCUUCUUCUAGUUGUAAUGAGAGAUGUGAUGUUUGCAAACAACCUCCAAAUCCUCCACUAAACGGAACUGAACAUGCAAAAUCUGUUGUGGCAUGUGUGCAGUCGAUGAUUAAAAUUGAUUCAAAUGUUAGUGUUAAAUAUUUGGCACUGACAUAUCGGGGAUCGAGAUCGAAGGAAAUUGUAAAUAAAGGUUAUGUAAAUGCACAGAAUCAUGGGAGUGGUUCUAAAGACUUUAAUAGUAAAACAAUGUACAAAUUUAUUCAUUUAUUGAUUACUGGUGGCAUUUUACAAGAGAAACUAAGAACUGUCUCAGACACUAAAACGACACCACUCCUUGUUCUUGGUGAAAAAGCAUCACAAGUUUUAGACAGGGAUUUUAAAUUUGUGUACUACAAAUAG